Molecule: messenger RNA, 1209 nt
Organism: Paramuricea clavata
Lineage: Eukaryota; Metazoa; Cnidaria; Anthozoa; Malacalcyonacea; Plexauridae
Source: the annotation of a GenBank genome assembly
UUUUUCCUUUUCAAUAUGGCGGCUGGCUUGACAAUUUCACUUGAAUUCAGGUACAUGUUUAUUUGAUACUUUCUCGCAAAAACAACGAGACAUUUAAAUAAUUUCUUUAAAAUUUUGAAUAGUGGUGGUGCUGAACUGUUGUUUGGAAAAGUGAAGAAACAUAAUGUUGUAUUACAAGAAACGGACAAGCCUUGUAAGAUUAAUGUGAAGUUUUGUGCUUUGUAUAAACUGUUGCUAUUAUAAAAUUUAGUAGAAGUUUAGUUACUUACAUUGAACUGAUCUUUCUUUAGGGACAAUUAGGAAAUUUUUAUUCUGGAUAAAAGAUAAUUUACUCCAAGAACGACCAGAGCUGUUUAUACAAGGCGAAUCUGUGUGAGUCAGUGAGGGCAUGUUUCUUAAAAAAAUAUUUGAUUUAAUGAUUCAUUUACAUGAAAAAAAUAAUGUUAUUUUUUCAGUCGUCCUGGCAUAUUGGUGCUUAUCAAUGACUCUGACUGGGAAUUAAUGGUACUGCAGAGUUUCAUAGUUGAAUGUGAAGGUUUUUGAAUUUUGUAUGAAUCUGAGAAUGCUAUUCUGUUGACAAUUUGGUUAUUUUUCCAGGGAGAAACAGAAUAUAUUCUUGAAGAAAAUGAUAAAGUUGUGUUUAUUUCAACUCUUCAUGGCGGAUAGUUCCUGCAAAGAAUUGAAAAGCCUGUGUCUUGUUGUUGAAAUGGUGGAAAUCAUGGAAUAUUUCUGCUAUGCAGGCGAAAUGUAAUGAGAUUUAGAAGCUGCAAAACCAAAGCCAAAUUGCCACAUAGACAUCCGUGAAAAUUUGGAUGCAGGUCCACCAUUGAAGCAGAUAGUCAUAUAAAGAGGCUGGCAGUCAAGUUCCUUCAGCGGAUAUGCAGUUUGUUUACAUUUUGAAAACACUAUGUUCAUAAAAUAUAAUGCACUUAGUUAAUAUCUAACAGUGAAUAUAGAUAAUAGAUUAGAGUUUCAAUUCAGAAAAUGUGCAGAACAAACUUGACCUCAUCUUUAAGAGACAUAGAAAUAAUAGAUAUCUAUUAUCAUAGCUAUUAUUUCUAUGGUCUAGCCACAGAUGAGGUAAAUACAGAUGUGAAUCUCACGGCAAAUUAUGUCACACCGAUUAAAUAAACUUUAAAAUUGUAUUAAUUCACUAUUUUAUUAAAUUUUGAUAAUGCAGAGAAAUAAAACUAUACAUAUUAUAGAAGU